Molecule: messenger RNA, 1277 nt
Organism: Balearica regulorum gibbericeps (East African grey crowned-crane)
Lineage: Eukaryota; Metazoa; Chordata; Aves; Gruiformes; Gruidae
Source: RefSeq, a predicted model, not a curated record
CUUUCUCAUUUUGUCCACUUACAGCCUACCCUUAUGCGUUCCCAAGCAUCCUACCAAGGACAGAAUUACCUCAUCCAGUCAAUGCUGCUUCCUGAGGUCAAAGGGCCCAUCCUGCCUUCAGACUGGCCGUUCUUUCCACUUAUCAGCCUCUACAACAAAGUGACUAAUGCAGAGACACGUGGGGCUGUACUGAACUCUCUCCCACUUGAUCUUGUCAACACUGUAACCUGGAACCUGCAGUGGGUCUUGUUGCUGGAAACCUGGCGUGCUAAAACCCUUCAUAGCAUCCCUACUGCUGCCAAACUUGCACGGCUUAUGUGUGUUUUCCUCACAGGCGGUGACCUCUUUCUAGAAGCACCAAUCCACCGCUACACAGCUGCUCUUCUUUCUGUGUAUUGCCAACCCAAGGCAUUGGACUCCCUGAACUUGGAUGCUCCUCUCCCUGGUUUGGCUUCCUUCCACGAUCUCUAUAUAAGUCUCCUGGAGCAGUUUGAAGGUGUCUCCUUUGGAGAUCCACUCUUUGGAGUCUUUGUUCUUCUACCUCUACAGAAGCAUUUCAGCGUUCAUCUGCGUCUCUCUGUUUUUGGGGAGCACACAAGUAUCCUGCGGGCACUGGGAGUGCCGCUCCAGCAGUUCCCUGUGCCUCUUGAGCGAUACACCUCCCCUCCUGAGGAUAACCUGAACCUCCUACGACUCUACUUCCGAACGCUGGUCACUGGUGCACUGCGCCACACCUGGUGCCCUGUUCUUUACGUGGUGGCUGUGGCUCAUGUGAACAGCUUUAUUUUCUCCCAAGACAGCACGAUGCAGGAGACUGAUGCUGCUCGGAAAAGCAUGCUGCGGAAGACAUGGCUGUUGGUGGAUGAGACCUUGAAAAAGCACCUACUCUACUACAGACUGCUGAAUGCAGAGAGUCCUUUGGGAUUUGACCUUUAUGAGCAACUUCCUCCCAUGCGACUGAAGUACCUGCAGAUGGUGACACAGAAAGAAACUGAGAAUGCACCAGCGCUAGUCUCGUAAUAAAACAUUUGUGCAAGAAGAGGGCCAAGUGGAAGAAUGGAAGAGCUCAGUUUAUGCUUCACUGAUGAAACUACGUGCACUUCAGUUUCAGUGUCUUACCUGGAUGCUCUUGGCAUCUUUGCAAAGUGAAGCACUAGUAAAAUGCUCCCAGCCCUGUAGAACAAUACACAUCAUCUCAAGAUAUGGCAAUAGGUAUGUGUCUCCUCUCCAUGCCUGGAGCAUUUUUCUCCAUUCUCUUUCAGGUUGUUCUGCUUCUU